Messenger RNA from Camelina sativa (false flax), 486 nucleotides. The record is from RefSeq and is a predicted model, not a curated record. Lineage: Eukaryota; Viridiplantae; Streptophyta; Magnoliopsida; Brassicales; Brassicaceae.
CAACUCCCCGAUUUGCCCCUGGUUUUAAAAGCUUGUCUUGUUUCCUUUGUGAAAGGGCUAACGGGUGAUGCUUUGGUGAAGGUUUUUUCUGGUCCUCCUGAUUUCAUAACUGAGUUUUAGUAACUUCCGGCUCAAGCAAAAAGGAAGUUCGAUAUGACGGACAUAUCAGAAUCUCUCAAGGCUAUCACCACGGAGAGCGUUGAUCUGGAAAAUGUUCCCGUUGAAGAGGUUUUUCAACAUCUCAAAUGCACGAAAGAAGGGUUGACCACCAAUGAAGUGCAGGAGAGACUUACCUUGUUUGGUUACAACAAACUUGAGGAGAAAAAGGAGAGUAAGAUACUCAAGUUCUUGGGGUUUAUGUGGAAUCCACUUUCAUGGGUCAUGGAAGCUGCAGCCCUGAUGGCCAUUGGUCUUGCACAUGGAGGAGUACGUCUUUUGUUCCUUCUCAUGACUCCGUUCAUUAUUCAACAAUACAUAAAUACAUGA